UAUCUACUUCUUUGUAUAUAUGCUUCUUACAUUACUAUAUAUAUACAUACACUCUACUGUUAUUUACCUUUACCAGCUGGCUAACCUAACCUUGACAAAACAUUCAAAUACAUUCUGUAUCCUUUUACUAUUUGCUUUAAUAUAAAACUUACCACUUAGCUAAUCCUUCCUAUCCAAUGCUACCUUAUCUCUCUCUCUCUCUCUCUCUCUCUCUCUCUCUCUCUCUCUCUAGAUAGCUAGCCAUGAACAUAAAAAACAGUUCUACUAGUACUAAGGAGAAGAAGGAUAAGAAGAUGAUGAUCAUGAGGGGCUUCAUGUGCCAGUCUCCGGCAGCGACCGCCGUUUGUAUGAGUAGAGCCGAUGCUCGCUCAGUUAUGGUGCCUAGAAGAUCAUCCACUAGUAGUCUUAAUAAUAAUUUUGAUAUUAAUUUCAAUCGCACACACUACACAAGAUCACUGCUCAACAGCAACAAAUACUACUACUCCAGGCUCCUCACUUCUCCUCCUCCUCCUCAUCAUGUUCAUGAUCAUGGCAAAAUAUCGCCCUUAUUAAUUAUGCCGUCCACCAGCAAACAAGUAGGAGCUGAUCAUCAUCAUGAUCUUCUUCCUCUUACCCAUCAGCAGCCAAUGUCCUCAAAGACGAUCGAAAAAAGACCGUCCUCUCAUUCAGAUUCAGUCCGGCCUUCAUCCGCCGACGACAAUGUAUUCCAGGUGGUUGUUAUGAGAGUUUCUAUUCACUGUCAAGGAUGUGCUGGUAAAGUGAAGAAACAUCUUUCUAAAAUGGAAGGAGUUACAUCAUUCAGUAUCGACCUAGAGACAAAGAUGGUAACAGUUAGAGGACACGUGUCACCAUCUGCAGUGAUGGAAAGCAUUUCAAAAGUGAAAAAAGCAGAGUUAUUACCCUCUUGAAUCCAUUCAUUCUAAGGUUACCCCAUAUGGAAGCAAAAGUGGAUCCAAUUUUAAUAUUUGCCAUUACCUCCGUUGUGGGUAAAACAUUCCAAAAGGUGGUCCUCCAUAAACAAUAAAAGAGGCCAUGGGGGUGUGUUUUUUGCGUUGGUGUGUUUGAUCAUCAUGUGAGCUGUAGCCAUAUUGAUGGUGAUGUGUUUUCCUUUUCCUAUCGCCAAUUCGAAGUGAUGUUGAUGUAUCAUAGUUAGAAUUUACAAUACAAGAAGAAUUUCUAAUUUUUACCCCUCUUCAUGAGAGAAAGGAUUUGUAUAUCACGGGAAUAAUACAGUUUUGCUAUCCUCCUAUUAAGUAAAAAAGUUAUUGCGCACGACCGAACGAGAUUGAUAAGA
Messenger RNA from Prunus persica (peach), 1294 nucleotides. RefSeq names its product protein SODIUM POTASSIUM ROOT DEFECTIVE 3. The coding region runs from base 243 to 908 and encodes 221 amino acids. The record is from RefSeq and is a predicted model, not a curated record. Gene Ontology annotation, molecular function: metal ion binding. The transcript has 3 exons. Lineage: Eukaryota; Viridiplantae; Streptophyta; Magnoliopsida; Rosales; Rosaceae.